AUGAGAUUAACGCUUCAGCUGUGCUGCGGUGUACUGCUGCUGUGUGUAGUAUCCGGCCAGCAGUACAAGCAGCAACCGGCCGCGCCGGUUGCAUCCUCGACGUCCUCCGACACGGUGCCAGCAGCGGCCAACAACGUGCCGUAUCGUGCCCGAGCCUACUCGAACCAGUACAGCAGCAGCAGCUCGGAGGAGGAGGAAGAUGAUCGACCGGUGGCGUCCUACAGCCCGGGCCGCCAGCAGCAGCAGGGCAACAGCAACCUAAAGAAAGCCUUCAAAAAGCCAUCGUACUCGAGCGAAGAGCUGGAACAGGAAGAGGAACCCGAUCGGUUGACGUUGCUGCUGGAAAAGUCGCAGUUCCAGUGUACGGGGCGCACGACCGGCUAUUACGCGGAUGAAACGCUCGGUUGCGAGGUGUUCCACUACUGCCAGGAGAACCAGAAGCACUCGUGGAUCUGCCCCGAGGGUUUCACGUUCCAUCAGGUGCACCUGAUUUGUAUGCCACCGUCGGGGGAUAACAUCUGCGAGCAGUCGUCAAAGUAUCACUUUGUGAACGACUACCUUUACAAGCCGAUCAACAUGGAGGAGCACAUGACCAAACCGAACGUUACGCUCAGGUACUCGGAGCGUUACUAUCCGGAGAAUUUCUACGUGGACGAGCGUCACUACGAUGAGGAGCGUGUCCUGCGCCAGCACGAGGAACGCCAUCAACCACAGCAACCGGUGAAGCAGCAGACGUACCAUCACCAGCCGCAACAGCAGACGAUCCGCAAGCAGCCGGUGUACGCGACGACACCGUCCACCUACAGGUUGCCGUCGUCUCCGCAACCGACCCACAGCGUGUACCGUUCGCCGGAUGAGAUCAACAUCUCGCUGCAACAACGUCGACCUGCGGUUCAACCAUCGGCUUAUCUGCCUUCGACGACACCACGCUAUGAGGACGAACCGGAGUACGAUAGCUACGAGCGGAAGUGAAGCGUCGUUCGCCCUGUGGGGGUGUAAGGACGAGCAGCUCACUCUUUCUCUCUCUCUCUAGUGGCCAGUUGACUCGUCACUGGCCAUGUGUUGUUGGAGAUGGCCAGCAGAGCCGACACCUUUUGUGGGACCUUUUGGUGGUCGGUCGGUGGUGUUGAAGUAGGUUUGUAAGCUGCGUUUUUCGUUUUUAAACCCAAUGUUUUUUUUUUAAUCGAUUAUCUUAAGCGUGGAAUCGCGAGGAGAGUGCGAGCGUGAAGUGUCGCCGGUGUGGCGGUGAUGGGAAGUAACAGCAGUAAAAUCUUUCUUAUGUACAAA
Molecule: messenger RNA, 1287 nt
Organism: Anopheles nili
Lineage: Eukaryota; Metazoa; Arthropoda; Insecta; Diptera; Culicidae
Exons: 3
Coding region: 1-972 (323 amino acids)
Cellular component (GO): extracellular region
Molecular function (GO): chitin binding
Source: RefSeq, a predicted model, not a curated record